UUAUGUAAAGGUUAUGAUUUCUUAUUGUGUUAUAUAGAAGUGGAUAUUUUUAAAGUUAAAUUAAAAUGGUGAAAGGUGAUAUGAACAAUUAUUGUUGUGUAGUAGUAAAUGUAUGUAUGUACAUGUGUCGUAGUGUUUUCGUGAUGUUUAUUUUAAUCUUACAAGUAAGUAUAAACUACCGGAAAAUAAAACAAAUCAGAUACUCGUAUUAAAGAUAACGGUCUACUGCGGUAUUUGCUAGCUAAUAUAACAAAUUCCUUUAAGAUUCUUGGGGUUGCAAGAUUUCUCGAAUUAUUUGGGGGCAAUUUUAAUAACAGUUAUAUAUUGUAGUGUACAUAACGUUAUGUUUCGAGAAAAUGUUGAACAGAAUAUGUUGAAGUAUAAUGAAAAGUGUUUAGUUUAUGUAUUAGUGUGUUUAUUUACCUGUAAUUGAAUUAGUGGCCUUUAUCAUUAUUGAUCUAGUUGACACAGUGGGAAAUGACUGUUGAUAUUUGGAGCAAAACACCUUUACGAAAAUGAUAAGAGAUGCAGCAUCUGUUAAUUAUUUCAGGUCCAUCAAUGAACGUGUGAAAGCUGUGUGCAUCGCUUACUCGCUCAGUUACCUGUCAAGGAUUCUAAUAUUUACUCGCGGCGCAGACAAGCUGCCUCCUGAGGCGCAUCGAUUGGCCAAGACGGAGAAGUUGACGCGCGUCAUGGGGCCUACCGUACACAACCGCCUGCCGGACCACGUCACAAAGGCAACCAACCUCGCAUCAUUUAAAAAUAGAUUAAAAUGUUUUUUUUUACUUAAAUUUUUUUUCGAUACAUCGUUCUCAUAUGACCUGUAACUUUAAUCAAAUAAAGCAAAGAUUGUGGGAAAUGCAAAAUAAUGUAAAUUUACCAGUCCCUUAAUAUCAUGUUACUUGUAAGCUUCCAUAAAACAUGUUCAUUUAUCAACGAUUGCCAAAUGUUGGUUUAUGUAAUUUUUGUGUGUCUUCGUAAAGAUUUUAUUAUGAUUGUGUUAAAAAAAUUAAACUAAAAAUUAAACUUCUAUCCUUUGAAAGAUACUGAUAUGGCUACCCUAUUCAAGAAAUUUAUGCCCUCAUAAAAUAUGAACACGCUCUUUAUGCCCACAAUAUAAAACAACCUGGUGUUUGUAUCCUUCGAUCA
Molecule: messenger RNA, 1149 nt
Organism: Papilio xuthus (Asian swallowtail)
Lineage: Eukaryota; Metazoa; Arthropoda; Insecta; Lepidoptera; Papilionidae
Exons: 4
Coding region: 516-827 (103 amino acids)
Source: RefSeq, a predicted model, not a curated record